AAAAACACUUGGACUUUGGGUAGCAGACAGGACAGAACAACAUGAAUUUGUCCUUGAACUUCCCUGUAAUCAUCGUCCCCUUGUUUUUAACUUCAAUCCUCAAUGUAAUAAAAAAACAAAAACAUAACAAGUCCAAAACAACUAUGCAUGCUUAAGAAGAAUACAUACAUACACAAAGCAGAAAGUCAAGGGAAAAUAACAAGGAAAUAAGUUUACCUAGAGGUAGACAAAGGUCAUUAGAGAAAUGGAAAUGAUAAUAAAGACUGAAGAAAACAAGAGAAGAAAAUUUAUUUCCAUGGCUGACGAUGAUUUUCAAGUAAUUGGAAAGAGACGACGAAGAGAGCCAACAGUGGCUGCACUUACAUCUGAGGAUAACCAAGGUCAGAACCAACAAGUUUGUCAAAAUUCUACUACCACCACCACAAAGAGAAGUUCAAGAUUUCGUGGUGUCAGCAGACAUCGAUGGACAGGUCGAUAUGAAGCUCACUUAUGGGACAAACUCUCUUGGAACAUGACCCAAAAGAAGAAAGGGAAGCAAGUUUAUCUUGGGGCUUACGAUGACGAAAUAUCGGCAGCCAGAGCAUAUGAUUUAGCUGCACUGAAGUACUGGGGAACAUUAACUGUCACCAAUUUUCCUGUCUCAGAGUAUGAGGAACAAGUAGAGAUAAUGCAAACUAUGACAAAAGAGGAGUACUUAGCCACUUUAAGAAGAAAGAGCAGUGGCUUUUCAAGAGGGGCAUCAAAGUAUAGGGGUGUUGCAAGGCACCACCACAACGGUAGAUGGGAAGCACGGAUCGGAAGGGUUUUUGGAAACAAGUAUCUCUAUCUCGGAACCUACAGCACCCAAGAAGAAGCUGCUCGUGCUUAUGACAUAGCAGCCAUUGAGUACAGAGGGAGCCAUGCGAUAACAAACUUCGACUUGAGUACUUACAUGAGAUGGCUAAAAUCAUCAGCAGGAAAUAUCUCAGAAACAAAACUUGAAAAACUGGAAGUACCAGAGUCUCAGACAGUGGCAUCCCGAUCUAACUAUUCCCCGAUAGAGGGGUCGAAAUCCUUGGCCCUCCACAACAGUACUUACAAUUCAAAUUAUCUCAAUUCACCUCAAAAGUUUGAAGUUUUUGACAAUAACAUCUCCAGCACUAAGUUGUCUUCUUCUCCAACUGCACUUGGGAUCCUUUUCCGGUCUACAAUAUUUAGAGAAUUAGUUGAAAAGAAUUCGAACAUAUCUAGAGAUGAAACUGAAGGGGAAGACACAAAGGAUCAACAACCACAGAUGGCAAGUGGUGUUAAUGAUGAGUUGGAUGGGAUCUUCUACGAUGGAACUGGGUUAUCCCCUUACUGAUAGACAACUUAGAAAUGCAAGAGACAUGAACUCAAUAUUUUGAAAUGGCUAGAUUUUUAGAGAGAUGCUUCAGCCUUCGAAGCCGAGGUGAACAAGUGCUAGAGAAUUCAAAACACCAUUACUGAAGGAAAAAUGUAGAACAAUAAUUGUGAAUUCCUCUUUGUAAAAUUGAAUUACUUCUAUGCAUAGAUCUGAAUAACUUUCAGUUUCAUACUUGAAAAUAAAAAUUCAUUUAGUUAAAAUAAUAAGCUUGAUUGCCCACGAAUGUAUACAC
Messenger RNA from Trifolium pratense (red clover), 1616 nucleotides. RefSeq names its product AP2-like ethylene-responsive transcription factor At1g79700. The transcript has 8 exons. Bases 245 to 1342 code for a protein of 365 amino acids. Lineage: Eukaryota; Viridiplantae; Streptophyta; Magnoliopsida; Fabales; Fabaceae. Gene Ontology annotation, biological process: regulation of DNA-templated transcription. The record is from RefSeq and is a predicted model, not a curated record. Gene Ontology annotation, molecular function: DNA binding; DNA-binding transcription factor activity.